GAACAAUGUAGUAAAUUAUUAGAAAUUAUCAAUAUAACAAUAACAACAAUACAUUUUAUUCAACUUAUUACUUAUGCUUAGUGUCUGAGUAUUAUGAAUCGUAAAAGAAAGUUCAUUGAUAACAGCUUUCCACCAGAUUCAAAAUCCUUGUAUUAUGAUCCGAAAAUUAAUAAAGUAGAAUGCCAAUGGCUCAGACCUUGUAAAAUAAAAUCUUCUCAUGCUGAAUCUGAAAUAGAUUGGGUUAUGAUUCGAUAUCCAUUAGAAGCUUCAGAUAUAGUACAAGGUUCUCUUGGAGAUUGUUGGCUUAUGAGUGCUUUGGCUGUAUUAGUUAAACAGCCGCAGCUAUUAGAAAGAGUUAUCGUUACAAAAGAUAUAUGCCCAGAAGGAGCCUAUAAAUUUCAGCUAUAUAAAAAUGGUUAUUGGAAAUUAGUUGUAAUUGAUGACUUGCUUCCGUGUGAUGCCAAUGGAUUUCUGCUAUAUUCAGAAGCAAAAAGAAAACAACUUUGGGUUUCAUUAAUUGAGAAAGCAGCUGCCAAAUUACAUGGUUGUUAUGAGGCUUUAGAAUCUGGAAGGGUUAUUGAUGGACUACAAGUUCUAACAGGUGCUCCUUGUGAGAAUUUAAUUUUGAACUGUAAAUUGUUAUGUUUAAGAAAUCCUUGGGCUAAUUAUGUUUGGAAAGGAAACUGGUCAACUCACUCAAGACUGUGGACUUCUAAGUUAAGGAAAAAAUUAAUGCCUCCCGAUAUCGAAGAAAGCAGUUUUUGGAUAUCAUUUGAGGAUAUAUUGAAGUAUUUUGAUUCUAUAGAUGUAUGCAAAAUAAGAUCAAAUUGGCAUGAAGCUCGGUUUGAAGGCACUUAUCCAUGUUUUGCUGAUCACAAAAAUCUUACAGCAGUUAAAAUAUAUAUCUCAGAAUUAACAGAAUUGGAAUUAAUGCUUUUUCAAAAUGAUCAAAGGAAUGUAGAAAAUUCAGAGAGAUCUUAUCUAGAUCUUUGUAUCACCGUGUUUCAUACAGCAUCAGGACAUGUUGGAUUAUUCAAGGAAUGCAGCAGCCGUCAAAUUAGAUGUUUUGUUGGUUGUAAUACCAUGUUAGAAAUGGGAGAAUACGUUGUCAUUUGCUUUGCUUUUAAUCAUUGGAAUAUAAAUUUAAAAUCUAAAGACUAUCCUAAAAGUCUUCUAGUCAUACAAAGUUCAAAAUGUCUUCAAAUGAAAAAAGCAUUAUCACAUAAACAUAUAUUUGCUGAUUCCAUUAUUAAUUUAGUCAUAGCAAAAGGAGCAAGACAUGAGGGAAGAGAAGGAAUGACAGCAUAUUAUUUAACAAAACACUGGGCAGGAUUAGUGGUGGUUAUAGAAAACAGACUACCAAAUCUUGCAAUUCAAGUUAUCUGUGACUGCUCUGAAAGUACAAAUAUUGUAUCAACCAGGAAGACUUUGUUUACAGCUGACAGGGUUCCACCUCUUCAUAGACAAGUUGUUAUGCUCUUAACACAAGUUCGAGCUGGAGAAAACUAUACAAUAAUUCACAGACUGACUCAUUAUUUAUUUGGUAACAAAGUUGUUCAGAAAAUUUUACCACCAGGAAUCAAGCACAAUCCAAGAAUUAAUUCAGAACUAUCUGGACUACACGAACCUAUACCAUUUGAGAAUAGUACAGCAAAUUUUCACUUAAUUUCAUCAAUAAGUUCUUGGAAAAUCCAAUGUUAAGCGAAACAAAGUAUAAUGAAACCAAUUUUACCAUAAGGUGAAUGAUUUAAUUUGGUUAUUAUUAUUCUAUCUUUUUUUAAAUUGUAUUGUUUUUGCAACCUCCAGCAUUAUUUACCACGUCAUGUAAUAAAUUUUACUGUUCAUAAAGUAAAUUCAACAAUAAUAAUUGUAAAUAACUACAAAUGAUAUGUUAAAUUUCAGAAGCCUAUAUCUCUACGAGAAAUGUGUGAGGGUCGAAACAAAAAUUUAAUUUCAAAUUAAUUAGGAGCGAAAACGCUAUUGUCGAGUUAAACCAAGGGUUAUGUUAGUUAUGUAAGGAAGAGGAGAGGAAAAAAAAACUGUAGCUGUCAAACAAACGUAACGCGAAAACAAAUGACUUAACAGAUCAGAUGGAAUGUCGGUCAGGAAAGUUAGCUCUGACUCAAGCGCUCAUAAACAGUCGAUAUAGGAAACAUUUCUUAAAUGGGGAAAGUUUUGA
Molecule: messenger RNA, 2179 nt
Organism: Centruroides sculpturatus (bark scorpion)
Lineage: Eukaryota; Metazoa; Arthropoda; Arachnida; Scorpiones; Buthidae
Product: calpain-D-like
Exons: 11
Coding region: 94-1701 (535 amino acids)
Biological process (GO): proteolysis
Cellular component (GO): cytoplasm
Molecular function (GO): calcium-dependent cysteine-type endopeptidase activity
Source: RefSeq, a predicted model, not a curated record